Molecule: messenger RNA, 638 nt
Organism: Rubroshorea leprosula
Lineage: Eukaryota; Viridiplantae; Streptophyta; Magnoliopsida; Malvales; Dipterocarpaceae
Source: the annotation of a GenBank genome assembly
AAGUUCUUCUGAUACUUUGAGCCAACAUACAUUAGUUGAUCCAGUGCUAAGAUCCUUUCACUAGAUUUAGGAUGAUCCAUUAUAGUUUCAUGGAGAUUUGAUUUGUUGGCAAAAUGGUGCAGUCAUAUACUGCACAAGCUUAAACUGGAGUGCUGAUGGGAGCACAUUAUUCUUUUUCUUUUCUUUUUUUUUUCUUUUUUUUUAUAAGGGCAAUGAUUAGAUGUUAGUAUAUUAGAGGUUAGUAUGUUAAAGGUGUUAGUGAGGGGUAUUGAACCCAAGACUUGAGAGUGCAAACCAUGGGCUGCCAUUUGGGGCAGCAAGUGGCCACUGGGCCACGGCACGUGGAAUGCGGGAGCACAUUAUUCAGUGGUUAUACAGAUGGUGUCGUUAGAGUUUGGGGAAUUGGUCAUUACUAGGAAGCAUUAGAAUAAAUGUCUAUCCUGUUUUAUCCAAGUUACAGACAAUUUGCAUUUUGUAGUCUUCAAGAUUUUGUUUAAAUUUCUAAAGGAUCUUUGAGGUGUUCUCUUUUGUAUUUGGAUAUUACAUGGAAUCAAGCCUUGUGCUAUUUUGCUUUGGUUAUCAAAUUAGAUAUCUGAUUGUUUGCUCCUAUUAUCAUUGAAUUAAUAAUUUACUGUUUG